UGCAGCCGCGCGUGGCUCUGGGCAUCGCAGCCUGCCAGCUCCCUCCUCACCAGGAUCCUGCUGGUAUCUCCUGUCUGGGCGGGGCAGGAUGCCGGGAGCUGGAGCGGUGCGCAAUUGGGAUCAGCUCUGGGAGGUUCUUUCUCGUCACCUCUGACUUGCUGCCACCCACGCACAACCCCGGGUGAAGCUUUAAAUCUCAGCCUGGCACAGCUCGGGGUGCUCAGACCUGGCUCCUGGUGGCACCAUGAAGCUGGCAGUCUUCUUCGUCCUCCUUGGGAGCUUCGCCCUGUGGACAGCACUGCAGGCUGCCCCAGCAGAACGUCAGGAUGGACGCUCUCCGGCAGCGGCCCCACUGCACCAGGAGCCCCCUUUGGCCAACGGGACAGGUGUCCUGGGCCCGUCGUACCCGAGCCUGGCUGAAGGGAUCCCUGGAGCAGCUUCUCCUGCCCCUGGCCGUGACUUGGGGGAACGCACCCCGCAGGCAGCUGAGUCCAGGGAACAGCCCGUGGCAGGGGUCAGCCCUGCAAAUGUGGGAGGAAAGAAGCCAAGCACGGGGGGGCUGGAGUCCCCCCAUCUGGCUCUGCCAAGGGGCUGCGUGUGCAGGGGAAAGCCUUCCGGGUGCAAGAACCAGCCUGAGUGCAAGGAGGGACCGCAGAGCGCGGUGGGGAGCCGGGGAGACCCCCUGUCCGCUGGGAAACCUGGCCUGGGGCCCCCUGCAGCUCCCAUGCGACCAGUGCCUGGUGCAGGACCUGAGCCCAGGGAAAAGCUCCUAUCUAGAGACCCCUCUGGGGUUGGGGCAGAGCCGUCUGGGGUAGAACUGGUGUCUCUCUCAGACCCGGUGCCCGCUGGAAAACCAGCACCUGGAGCCACACGUGUGCUUGGUGACAAGCCGGUACCUGGGGCCAGUGGAAAACCUCUGGGCUACGAGACACCUGCGUUUGGGGCAACAACCAUGUCUGACAACAAGCCUGUGCCUUGGGCAGAGCCUGCACCCAGUGAAAAACCAGCAUCUAGCAAGAAACCCCGGUGUAGGGAGAAGCCUGCAUCCACUGGAAACCCAGCGUCCAGUGAAAAACAUUUGUCUAGAGAUAAACCACUGCCCAGUGAACACCAUCUGUCUAGAGAUAAGCCUGAAUCCAUUGAAAAGCCAGUCUCCAGUGAAAAGCCGGAGUCCAGUGAAAACCACUUGUCUAGAGAUAAGUCUGAAUCCAGUGAAAAGCCGGAGUCCAAUGAAAACCACUUGUCUAGAGAUAAGUCUGAAUCCAGUGAAAAGCCGGAGUCCAGUGAAAACCACUUGUCUAGAGAUAAACCACUGCCCAGUGAACACCAUCUGUCUAGAGAUAAGCCUGAAUCCAUUGAAAAGCCAGUCUCCAGUGAAAAGCCGGAGUCCAGUGAAAACCACUUGUCUAGAGAUAAGUCUGAAUCCAGUGAAAAGCCGGAGUCCAGUGAAAACCACUUGUCUAGAGAUAAGUCUGAGUCCAGUGAAAAGCCGGAGUCCAGUGAAAACCACUUGUCUAGAGACAAACUUUCCCCCAUCCCCGCAUCCCCUGGAAAACCAGUGUCCAAUGUAGUACCAGUGGCGAGAGAUAAGCCUGCAGCUGGCAGCAAUCCCAUAUCCAACUUGGUGCCCUCCGUUUUGAAGCCACUGUUCGGGUCGGAUUCUGGUGGGAAAGACGGCGCAGGGAAGGAGGAUGAACAGAACAACGACAAGGACCAGGACCAGGGGGCGGAUGAUGAUGAUGACAAGAACGAGGCGGACGAUGAUGCUGAUGAUGCCGAUGAGUAUGAGACAGACUAUGAGGAUGAAACCAAGGAUGAUGAGGAUGCAGAUGAGGACAAUGAGGAGGAUGAUGGCUGGGCUGACGAUGACAAGGACAAGGAUGAGGACGAAGAUGAGGAUGAGGAGGAGGUGGGUGGGGCUGCAGAGAAAGAAGAUGACAACGAUGAUGACGAUAACAACGAUGAUGACGAUGAUGACGAUAACAACGAUGAUGACGAUGAUGACGAUGACGGGAAGGACAGCGAUGAGGGCCAGGAUGACGAUGACCUGAACCUCAUGGAAAUGGACACUGACGACACAGACACGGACACGGAGAACGACUACAGCGAUGCGAAUGAGUACGGCAUGGGUGACGGCGAAGUCAGUGACGACAGUGACGACUACAGCGAUGACAGCGACGAUAGCGAUGACUUCAGCGAUGAUGACAGCUACGGCAUAUGGUGGUUCUGAUGGGGCCGGAGAGUGGGCCCGGGCGGGGGCAGACCCGUGGUCUGCACAGGGCGAGGACGUGGAGCCGUGUGAGGAGGAAACCCUGUACAUGAGCACGUGGAGCGCCGAGGCUCCCUGCACUGCGAGGCCCAGCCAGCCCUGCUCACGCCCCUGACGUCCACGCUGCAGCCGCUUCCCACCACUGCCCCGAGCUGGCGCAGGCCGUGGUCACACCUGUGUCUGCGUGUGGAUGCACCCUGGGUCCCCGGCACUGCCCGUGCAGCAUCACGGUGGUGCAGCAGUCCAUGCUGCCCCAGCUACGGCCCCUCACGGCCCAGGAGCUCGAGGCAGGCCUCUAGCGGUCUGCGGUAAACGCAGACUCCUGGGGGCUCUGUCCACGUGGGACCACGCGCUGGACACUAGCCGUGCCGUGGAAGGCCGGAGUUGCCCCUGUUCCUCCCCCCGUGGGGCCAGUGCUCACUCCCUCCUGUAUUGUUUGGCACAAACAAUGUUCCCUCUCAAUAAAGCUGAAUGCGAGCAGCGCCAGCCGGGCCGUGGCUGAUGCAUGCUGGCUGCACCAGCUCCGCGAGAGUCUCUUGGCGGCUGGGCCGACUGGGAGAGUGCCAGCUGCCUUUCUCCCCAGCGAAUGGCCAAGACCUCUUGGGGGGCCUGAUCCUGCUUACGUGCCUAUCACACACCUAGCUUUGAUGGCGCUGGCCACGCGACGGGGCCGGGCGUGAGUGGAAGCGUGCACGGGCUGAGCCCUGUAUCCCCGUUCCCAGCAGCAAAGGUGCUCUGCAGAGG
This is a messenger RNA of Alligator mississippiensis (American alligator), 3013 nucleotides long. Its product is annotated as putative surface protein SACOL0050. NCBI's taxonomy places the organism in Eukaryota, Metazoa, Chordata, Crocodylia, Alligatoridae. Bases 245 to 2230 code for a protein of 661 amino acids. The record is from RefSeq and is a predicted model, not a curated record. The transcript is spliced from 3 exons.